Messenger RNA from Abrus precatorius (Indian licorice), 2113 nucleotides. Its product is annotated as mannan endo-1,4-beta-mannosidase 2-like. Bases 528 to 1811 code for a protein of 427 amino acids. The record is from RefSeq and is a predicted model, not a curated record. Lineage: Eukaryota; Viridiplantae; Streptophyta; Magnoliopsida; Fabales; Fabaceae. Gene Ontology annotation, molecular function: hydrolase activity, hydrolyzing O-glycosyl compounds. The transcript is spliced from 5 exons.
AAAGGGAGAAGAACAGUGAGACAUUACAUGUUCCUUAACUCAGUUCAAACAUUUCACCGCACACUCACUUCAAUCAUCUCUGUAAAUUUGGACUAUUUCAAAGAAGAUAAACAUGUGAUUCUCUUUCAUUGUCUUGCCUUCUAUGGGGUUGAACUGCGACCAUAACCAUAACAAUUCAUCAUUUCAUGCACAGUAGUUAUCUUCUGCUUAGGCUCACCCUAUAAAUUCCCUAAUUACAGCAACUUAAAAAACCCACCAAAAUUUCCUUAUGCAUUCCUUUUGGGUUCACUAAGGUUUUUUGGAGACUUUAAGUUUAUACCUUUCAAGUCCAUUCACACUGUUGUCAGUUCUAAGAGAGAGAUCUAGACAGUUUAACCAUUUGGGGUGCGAAGAACAAUCAAACUCAAUUCUGGGUGUGAGGUUCAGCAAUCUUCAUCAAGUGUCACUAAAUUAGUGACCUUUUUGAUCAAAGGGCCAAAAGGGUACUAGGGAACCUCCCCAAUUUGUUGAAUUUCUCCCCCAAAAUAAUGGUGGCAGGGAAUGGAAUCUUUUAUCCCAUUCUGGGUUUUGCUUCGUUUGUGGUUUUCAUUUACAUGUCUUUCGGAGGCUUAAGGUUCAGUUUUGAUGAAGGACCAGAAUUGGGUUUUGUGGAGAGAAACGGGACGCAGUUUAUGUUGGAAGGAAAAGCAUUCUACGUAAAUGGGUGGAACUCUUACUGGUUAAUGGUCCAAUCCGUGGAUGUUUAUUCGAGAUCCAAGGUUCGUGAAAUGAUGAAAACCGGAGCUAAGAUGGGUCUCACUGUUUGUAGAACUUGGGCCUUCAAUGAUGGUGACUACAAUGCCCUUCAAACUUCGCCUGGUCGCUUUGAUGAACAAGCUUUCAAGGCCUUGGAUUAUGUCAUAGCAGAAGCCAGGCAACAUGGAAUUAAGCUCCUCCUCAGCUUAGUGAAUAACUUGCAAGCAUAUGGUGGGAAGAGUCAGUAUGUCAAGUGGGCAUGGCAAGAAGGGGUAGGGUUAAGCUCGUCCAACGAUUCUUUCUUCUUUGAUCCAUCUAUCCGUAGUUAUUUCAAGAAUUACAUCAAGACUGUCUUGACAAGGAAAAAUACUUUCAACGGAAUUGAAUAUAGAAAUGACCCCACCAUUUUUGCUUGGGAAUUGAUUAAUGAACCUCGUUGCAUGUCUGAUCCUUCAGGUGACACACUCCAAGGAUGGAUACAAGAAAUGUCAACUUUUGUCAAAUUGAUUGACAAGAACCAUCUGUUGACUGUGGGGCUCGAAGGUUUUUAUGGUCCUAAUGAUCCAAAAAGUUCAACUGUCAACCCUGAGCUUUGGGCAUCCAGACUUGGGUCUGAUUUUAUUCGGAACUCCAAACUAUCAAAUAUCGAUUUUGCCUCUGUUCAUAUCUAUCCUGACCAUUGGUUUCAUGACCAAGGAUUUGAAGAUCAACUGAAAUUUGUGUCCAAGUGGAUGCAUUCCCACAUUGAAGAUGGCGACAAAGUAUUGAAGAAACCUGUCUUGUUCUCUGAAUAUGGAUUAUCAGAAAAGAAUCAGAAUUUUUCAUUGUCUGACCGAGAAAAAAUGCAUAGAACUGUUUUAGAUAUAAUUUAUAAAUCUGCUAAAAAAAACAGGUCUGGAGCAGGUGCUUUAGUUUGGCAAUUCUUAGUUGGGGGAAUGAAGGAGUUUUCUGAUGAAUAUGGGAUGGUCCCAUGGGAAAGUUCGUCAACCCCUUCUGUAUUUAUUGAACAAUCAUGCAGAUUGGCCAAUGCCAAGGGAUGGACUCAACAAGAUUUAAGUUUCAAAGAACAUUGUUAACAAAAGAAAAGGUGGAAUAGAAAUAUGGAUAAGAUAUGGUUAUUUGUUGGGCAUUUAAUGGCUGGUUCUUGUACAAUACCUUCUGGUUUCAACUUUUCAUCACCAAAUAUUGGAGUGGAGUGAUUAGUUGAGUAUACAAUGUGGUAGCAUGGAUUAGAGAUUCUUAUAUAACAAAGUAUAUUUAAAUUGUCAUACUGAUAAACAAAAUCUUCAAUGAAACCUAUGUAAAUGAAGGAACAACUUUCUAUGAUGUGUAAUUGAAAUUACAUUAUCAAGUCCAAUUUGCUCUGCUGGUUGUAUGU